This is a messenger RNA of Cutaneotrichosporon oleaginosum, 1487 nucleotides long. RefSeq lists its product as uncharacterized. The record is from RefSeq and is a predicted model, not a curated record. Lineage: Eukaryota; Fungi; Basidiomycota; Tremellomycetes; Trichosporonales; Trichosporonaceae.
GUCCGUGACAGUGGGGCUGUCCUCGCGCUGCGCCGGCGUGCGGGGCCGCUGCGGCGUGCGCGUGCCGUGGAGGCCGCCUGGUGUCAGAAGAUCUCUUAGCGCGCGCACGGGGAGUCGCUUCGCCACGAGUGAACGAGCUGUGCGGGAACAUGAUGUGAGUGAUGCGUGUUCUUCGGCAGCUCGUGGGUGUCUUAUACGGCGAAGCAAGAUGAGGAGGCUUCGGCUCGUGAUCGGGAUGUGGUCAUGUGCCCCCUAUGCCUUAUCUGGGCACCUCGCCCGGUCGACGUAACCGCAAGCUACAGGUAUGCAUGGGCGUCUACGCGGAUACGUAGGGCACGGAGUGAGUGCCGGCGCAGUUUGACGUCGGCGGUAGCCUGCGGACAGUUGAUCAGAAUGCGCCCAGCAUCACGCCGACAUCAGACUAUGUGCAUGAUGAUGGAGCUUCGCAGGCUCGUCUGGGACUUCUCACUACAACAUGAACGCCUUUCUCGUGCCUCUCCAUACUGGCGCUUACGCCUUGCCGUCCAUGCCCGAGUUCCGGUGCUCCUUGUCUCCGUGGUAGCUCUCGGCGUGGUGCGCGUGGUAAGUGCCCUCGAGGCCAGGGCGGUGGUCGGGGUCGUCGAGGAAGUCGAUGCCGAGGUUGGAGAAGCGGCGGGGGCGGCCCUCGGCAAACUUCAUGUCGAAGAUCUCGAAAUCGCCCUUCGUCUCGGUCUCGGCCUGGCGGUUGGGGACUGUGUGAGCGAGUACCCAGGCUCUACACCAUGUCCAGACUCCCUCGACGGCGCGCAGAGUAGUGUGGCUCCGACUCACCUCCGCGGGUGUUCAUCGUCAGUAAUAGGUAGGACAAGUGGCAAGGGCUCGACCGGCGGUGACGCUGGUCAUCUGCUCUUAUGCUGGCUGCGUGGUCACAUGCAUCAUGGAUGUGGUGGGUGGUCACUUAAGAAUCACGAAGGAGAAAGCCGACAUACCGCGGUGAUGUGUGCCUUCUCAGCCCCCACCUGCAAGCGAGUAGUUGGGGCGGGUGGUCGUCCCACCGUACAUUGCUUCUGACUACGACGCUGCACAUGAUGCUCGCCGUGGCGCGGUAGUUAUAAGCACGCACGACCACGACGUCGCCACCACACAUCCGCUCACUCACGCCGACAUAUCUAUCAAUCCGUUACCCACCCCACUCAACUCCCCGUACCAUGAGUUCUUGGCCUCCUGCUUGGACAGACGACUUCGAGUAUGGCUUCGCGUUCGACCCCUCGACGUGGGAAGAGCCUGCGCCCCAGCCGCCGCCCGCUCCUACGCCGGCCACGGACAAGUAGACGGAAGUCACCGUAGCGAGGGAUUGUGCGGGGGUUCAGAGGAGUGUGUGGGCCUUACAGAUGGACACAUGGCUCCAGGAGCGCGCAGUGAUUGCAUCUUGUAGUUGUUGUGAAGUGUACAUGUACAGAUACUUGCCUGUCGCGACUUGGUCGGUAGACGUGUGACGUCAUGCCCAG